AUGUCAGCCGACGCCCAGUCCCCUUAUGCCGUCGCUCGUGCGCUGAUCGAUGCCGCCCACGCCAAAGACCCUGCCUACCUCGCCCGCACAACCACUUCCGAAGACGCCUCAUCCGACGCUAGUGAUAUCAACCACCAGGAUGAGCUCUCCUACGCCGACGGGGUCGAGUCAUGGGCCAUCAAGCUCCUAGAGAGCAAUCCUGCCAAGUCUUCUCUUCUCUCUUCUGGCCCUGGUGGACUAGAGCUGGUGAAGCUCGCAGCGCGGUGUCAGCAUCUGGAGCGCUUCCUCACUCCCCGCUCCUCAUACCCCGAAGGUAAAGCGGGCUACUUCAAAUGGCGUCGCUCCCUGUAUGUAAUUCAGGCAAAUCGAGCUGCUGAACUCUUGCAACAGGCAGGUGUUAGUACAGAAGAGCAAGAGUUGGUCAAGAAGUGGGUUAGUAAGACGGAUUUGCAGCCGGGGAAAGAUGCUGGGGAUCCGGGUACACAGCUCUUGGAGGACGCGGCAGUACUCGUCUUCUUGGCGGAUCAGCUGGAGGACUUUGCAGAGAAGCACGAGGACUAUACAAAAGAAAAGAUGAUUACCAUUCUUUCAAAGACCUGGAAGAAGCUCUCGCCUCACGGAAAGGCUGCAGCAGCCGCGAUUCCGCUCGAGGAGGGAUUGAAGAAGAUGGUAGCAGAGGCAGUGGGCGAGAUCGAUAAACAGACUGCAGCUGCAAAGGACAUGGCUGCCCAACUUCCUCGUCUGAAAUCGGCAGCAGAAGCAGAAGCCUACCUUCAAUCUGUCGCCGCUGCUUCAUCCUCCUCCUCGUCAUCCUCGACUCGCGCAGACGAGGCCUCUUCUAGCAACCUCGCAGCAUCAUCCUCAUCUACCGCUCCCACAUCCCCGCCCUCCGUCUUCGGCACCCGCCUAUUCCGUGAAGGCGUCGACGACCCCAAAGCAUUCAAUGCCUGGGACCACGUUGAACCUCCACCCGAGUACCUCUCCACGAUCCGCUCCCUCCUAGCAACCCAAGCCCUCACCCGAAUCCCAACUUCAGAAGCUGAAUCCCUCUACCAUUCCCAAGGCAAACCAGCUGAAUACUGGGAUCACUUUUACUCGCAGCAUGAGCACAAGUUCUUUAAAGAUCGUAAAUGGCUCGGUUCCGAAUUUCCUGAACUCUUGGAGUGCACGGCGGAGGGUGCUGGGAGAAAGAGGGUACUAGAGGUGGGUUGCGGAGCGGGGAAUACUGUUUUCCCACUUUUGGAAAAGAAUCGAAAUGCGCAACUGGAGAUGUACGCUUGUGAUUACUCGAGCGAGGCAGUUCAGGUAGUGAGGUCAAAUGCGCUCUACAAGGAUCCACCGGUGGGAAAGUGCGAGGCAUUCGUGUGGGAUUUGAGCUCGCCAGAGGGGAUUCCUCCCGAGGUCAAUGUAGGAGAAGGAGGCGAGGAUGGGUUGGACUUGAUCUGCCUCAUCUUCUGCUUGUCGGCACUACAUCCUCGAGAGUGGGCACAGGCGGCGCUCAACCUCAAGCGGCUCCUCAAACCUGGUGGGUUGAUCUUAGUGAGGGAUUACGCGAGGUAUGACCUGCCUCAAUUGAGGUUCAGAAAGGGAAGGAUGCUGGACGAUAAUUUUUACGUCAGGGGAGACGGCACCAGAGUCUACUUCUUCACCCCCGAGGAGCUACGCGAGAUCUUCAAUGCCGGCCCUGCUCCCUCUCCUCACGCUCCCUCAGCACCCACAACAGAAGACGAAGCCCCCUCGGCCGCCGAAGAAGCAACCAGCAAUGGCACAAUUCCCGUUCCACCCACAGAAGCAGUCGAUGCCCAACCAAUCUCGCAGGAGCCCGAAGGAAUCUUCGAUUUCGAUACGCUACAGAUGGCGCUGGAUCGACGGAUGUUGGUGAAUCGCAAAGAGGACAAGAAGAUGUAUCGCAAUUGGAUUCAGACCAAGUUGCGCAAGCGGUGA
This is a messenger RNA of Microstroma glucosiphilum, 1944 nucleotides long. RefSeq names its product S-adenosyl-L-methionine-dependent methyltransferase. Bases 1 to 1944 code for a protein of 647 amino acids. Gene Ontology annotation, molecular function: tRNA (cytidine-N3)-methyltransferase activity. Lineage: Eukaryota; Fungi; Basidiomycota; Exobasidiomycetes; Microstromatales; Microstromataceae. The transcript has 4 exons. The record is from RefSeq and is a predicted model, not a curated record.